Molecule: messenger RNA, 801 nt
Organism: Knipowitschia caucasica
Lineage: Eukaryota; Metazoa; Chordata; Actinopteri; Gobiiformes; Gobiidae
Source: the annotation of a GenBank genome assembly
AUGGCGCAGAACCACAUGGACCAGGACUUCAUGGGAGACGACUGCUUCGGGGAGCACUACGCCGAAGACCCUGAGCUAGCAGCGAUCAAGGCCAGGGUGCACGAGAUGGAGAUGGAGGAAGAGUCCGAACGUCUACGAUUAGAGGAGUGUGAUGCUGUGGACAUGCAGCUUCUGACAAGUAGUUCUCAGUUAAAUGACUUAAAAGGGCCGUUUUACAACAUGACACCUGAGGAAAGGAUAGAUGCUGACAACAGAUCUGUCUACGUUGGAAAUGUGGACUAUGGUGCAACAGCAGAUGAGUUGGAAAUCCAUUUCAAUGGUUGCGGCCCAGUAAACAGGGUUACCAUCCUUUGUGACAGGUUUUCUGGUCAUCCUAAAGGGUUUGCCUACAUUGAGUUUUCUGAUCGUGAGUCUGUGGAUUGUGCCAUUGGAUUGCAUGAGACCUUGUUUAGGGGUAGAGUUCUAAAGGUAAUGCCUAAAAGAACAAACAUGCCUGGGAUCAGCACCACAGACCGGGGCGGUCAUCGUGGAGGACCACCCAGAGGCCGAGCUCGAGGUUUCAGACCUCCCAGAUACCCCAGCAGCUCUCGAGGCAGGUUCAGGUACCAGACGCCAAGACCGCAACAUCAGAGCCCAUACCCGUACUAUGGAGGCCCUCCAGUAGGGAAGAGGCCGUGGGGACACAUGGAUUAUCAUCAUGAACAGGUGAACAAGCGUUAUCCCUGUCUUCUCCUCAUCACCCCUCCAUCUGAAGAAGUGGGUGCUGAAUCUGGUCGACACCACUAUCCACACCAACGUUAA